This is a messenger RNA of Hirundo rustica (Barn swallow), 702 nucleotides long. RefSeq names its product claudin 2 (gene CLDN2). Gene Ontology annotation, cellular component: plasma membrane; bicellular tight junction. The record is from RefSeq and is a predicted model, not a curated record. The transcript has a single exon. The coding region runs from base 7 to 702 and encodes 231 amino acids. NCBI's taxonomy places the organism in Eukaryota, Metazoa, Chordata, Aves, Passeriformes, Hirundinidae. Gene Ontology annotation, biological process: bicellular tight junction assembly; calcium-independent cell-cell adhesion. Gene Ontology annotation, molecular function: structural molecule activity.
CCCGCCAUGGUGUCCAUGGGGCUCCAGCUGCUGGGCUACACCGUGGCCUUCCUGGGCUACAUCGGCACGCUGACGGCCACGCUGCUGCCCAGCUGGAAGAUCAGCUCCUACAUCGGCUCCAGCAUCGUGACAGCCAUCAGCUUCACCAAGGGGCUGUGGAUGGAGUGCGCCACGUACAGCACGGGCAUCACCCAGUGCGACAUCUACAGCUCCCUGCUCAACCUGCCCGCCGACAUCCAGGCGGCCCAAGCCCUCAUGGUGAGCUCCUGCGCCGUGUCCUCCCUCGCCUGCCUGCUCUCUGUCGUGGGCAUGAGGUGCACCGUGUUCAGCCAGGGCUCUCCGGGCAAGGACCGGGUGGCGGUGGCGGGCGGCGUAGGCUUCGUGCUCGGGGGGCUGCUCUGCUUCAUCCCGCUGGUGUGGAACAUCCACGUGGUGCUGCGGGAUUUCCGCAACCCCGUCCUCCCCGACAGCAUGAAGUUCGAGCUCGGGGAGGCGCUUUACCUGGGCAUCAUCUCCUCCCUCCUCUCCCUCAUCGGCGGUUUCAUCCUCUGCGCCUCCUGCCCUGCCCGGGACACGACGGCCGCCUACUCCAGCGCCUACCAGCCCCAGCUGCUGGCGAGCAAGAGCUCCCGGCCCUCUGUCAGCCAGGUGCAGAAGACCAAGAGUGAAGUCAAUUCCUACAACCUGACGGGAUACGUGUAG